CACACAGAGUGUGAGGUUGACUCUAGUCGUGCAUUCAGGGAAGUACACACAGCAGCUCACAGGGGAAGUGAAAGGAGUGCUGUUUUUUCACCCCUCAUACUCUUCCUUUGUAUUCUCCAAACAGGGGUCUGCUUUGAUCCUUUAGCUUCUCUAUUUUCUCUUUUUGUCACCUAUUUCUUUUUCCUGAAGACAGAGCAGGAGCACCACUGCCUCCCUGUAACCCUUCUUGCCGGUGGUGGAUGCUGAUGCUGUGAUACUGGCAGAGGAGCAGACAAGCCCCCAGUGGAUGCAGUAAAGUGCUCUUGGAGGAAAAUUGCAAGCAAAGGGGGCUCAUGGGGAAUCUCCUGAAAGUGCUGACUUGCGCCGAACUUGAGCAUGGCCCAAUAGUUUUCCUUGACUUUGAACAUGCCCAGCCUACAGAGGCAGAGACGGCCGUUUGGAAUCAAGUCAGUGCCGUUCUGGAGGAGGCUCAUGGUAUCUUAGCAGAGUUACAGUCCUACAGCGGAGCGGGGCAAGAGAUAAGAGAGGCUAUUCAAAACCCCAAUGACCUCCAGCUUCAGGAGAAAGCCUGGAAUGCUGUGUGCCCCCUGGUGGCCAAGCUGAAGCGGUUCUAUGAAUUUUCACUCAGGUUAGAAAAUGCCCUGCGCAGCCUGUUGGAAGCACUGACGAGCCCACCGUACGCUCCCAUGCAGCACCUGGAGAGAGAACAGGCUCUGGCUAAACAGUUUGCAGAGAUCCUGCAUUUCACUCUUAGCUUUGACGAGCUAAAGAUGACAAAUCCAGCCAUUCAGAAUGACUUCAGUUACUACAGGAGGACCAUAAGCAGAAAUCGACUGAACAAUCAGCAGUUAGAGGCAGAGAAUGAAGUCAAUAACGAAAUGGCCAAUCGGAUGUCUCUGUUUUACGCUGAAGCAACACCCAUGCUGAAAACCUUGAGUAAUGCCACAACCAAGUUUGUGUCAGAGAACAAAACUUUGCCUAUUGAAGACACCACAGAUUGCCUGAGCACUAUGGCCUGCGUGUGUCGGGUCAUGCUGGAGACUCCGGAAUACCGGUGCCGUUUCACCAACACGGACACUAUGCUGUUCUGCAUGCGUGUUAUGGUGGGCGUCAUUAUCCUCUAUGAUCACGUUCACCCUGUGGGUGCCUUUGCUAAAACCUCCAAGAUUGACAUGAAGGGCUGCAUUAAAGUGUUGAAAGAGCAGCCUUCAAACAGUGUGGAGGGAUUGCUGAAUGCACUGAGGUAUACAACAAGACAUCUAAAUGAUGACAGCACCUCGAAACAAAUCCGUGCUCUACUUCAAUGAGGGGACAUGCCUAGAGAGAGAGGGAUGAAAUUGAACGAGUAUGAAAAGGGAGAGAGAAAUAGAUGAAGACGGAAGUUGCUGACACAAAACAAAAUAUGAAAGCUGGAAGUUUUUGGGUGACGCGCCCUCAGAAACCUGUUUGUUUACAUGAAAGAAAUGCAAACGUCAAUUUCAAAAACCUAAAUAAGCAUAAAAUGGAAAAAAGUAUAUAUAAUAUAUUGUCAGUUGUUCAUCAUGUCUUUGAUUUUGUAAAAAAAAAAACAUGAAGAGAUUAUAGAAAUAUAUAUAUGUAGGUAUAUUAAAAUAAAAAAGCUGAAACAGAACCAUGGCUUACCAGAUGAGAACAUUUAAGAAAAAAAGCAUAUACUGUAUUAAAGCCCUAUGAUCAGAAACAAAAACAACAAAUAAGGUCCAUAUAACUAUGUACUUCUGCAGAUUAUUUUUGCACAUAGAUAAUCCCCUUACUAAUUAUAAAGAUUUUGAAAAUGGCUUCACAUUGUAUAGUGUAUAGUGUGUAUAGUGCAGAUCGGUCUCCGUGCAUUGAAAUGCCAUUUGAUUUUUCAUACACUCACCUCUUCAUCUACACCAUGCUUCUUCCAUUGCAUUCUGCAGGAGUAUUUUAAUACUACACUUCCUUUCCCAGUUUCAGCUACAGAAUCAAUUUGUGAAUCAUGCCAUUCUGCAUUUCUAUAGAACUCAGUAUCUAUAAAACAAGAGACUUGCAUUGCUGUAUAUACUCGAAAAGCACAGGUUAAGGAUUUUGUGUUUGACUUAUUCACUAGUGCUGUACAGCAAUACUGAAAUACAAAUACAACUGCAAAAGCAGUUCCAAAUAAGCUGUUUUGUGCCAAUAUAGAAUGAACAAUUCAUGAACAAAACAAAGGCCUUAGUGAGACGUGCAUGUAAGGCACUAAGUUAGGAAUUGUUCUGCUUCAGGAAACUGCGCGAGAAGGAAUUCUCAGAAAGCCAUGAAACUAUUUCAGAAGCUACUCACAUUUCCAUCAGCACUGUAGCUACUUUCUCUGCAACCAUCCGAUACCAUUUUGAGGACCUGUAGUUUAUUACAUAUUACAUAUUGAGUGAACUAUAGGUCCCAAAUCAUCAGAAGCUUAACACCGUAGUAUACCAUUAAAACACACCCUUAGGGUAAAUUAAAUCUACUGAUCAGAAAUACUGACAAAUUUCAACAUGACAUUGCCUAUUACUGGACUCAAGUUCAAGUUCUGGGCACAUUUAUUCUUAUAGAAAACUGGAAAUAUCAAUCAUUCUUACUUACACACACGCACAAAGGGCGUAUAGCUGAAAAAUUUCAGAAGGUUUUGGUGUAAAUAAGUGAAUAAGCGGAGGAUUUUCCACCAGCCGUCUAAAAGGCCAUGGAACUGAUGCGCUUAACGUCAACUAGAGAAUGUUUCUUUUAGUAUGAUGCAAUUUUAAAAAUAAUAAUAAUAAUGUCAUAAAUGAGUAUUUAAAAAAUAAAUUAUUUAAUAAAAUUAAGAUGCAACAAAUGCAGUGUUGUAUUUCGAUGUCUAUAGCCCUUAGUUUCACUUAAUUUGAUCUGACAGUAUAUUUUUUUAUACAGGGGUAUGUUCACAAGCAUAUUCUGUAUAAAUAAAUAGAUGGCAUGCUGUACAACUUCAGAAGAAAUUGUGUAAAUACGGUGUUUUUAUUCAUUUUCCAAUGUUCAGUGACUGAAUUGGGUGUGUUGUGUCUAAGAAACCUUGCAUUUGGCUUGGACUAUUGGACUUGCCAUAGUCAUAGGUUCCAGCUCUUCAACUUCAUACUGGUGAAGAAAGUAAUGGGCAAGUCGGAUGGGGGAGGGAGGGGACUGUCCAUUUGCUUGUUAUUUUGUACAUUUUGUGCAACAAUAAACUUGUCAUUUAUUAAGUUCA
This is a messenger RNA of Neoarius graeffei (lesser salmon catfish), 3196 nucleotides long. RefSeq names its product family with sequence similarity 49 member A, like (gene fam49al). Gene Ontology annotation, molecular function: small GTPase binding. Lineage: Eukaryota; Metazoa; Chordata; Actinopteri; Siluriformes; Ariidae. The record is from RefSeq and is a predicted model, not a curated record. The transcript has 12 exons. Gene Ontology annotation, biological process: regulation of actin filament polymerization. The coding region runs from base 333 to 1307 and encodes 324 amino acids.